UUUCCUAAAAGCAGGUUUGGGUAGCUUAUUGCUUCUACUCGCACAUAAACGCUCUAAUGUCUAUGCUUCCAUUCUACUCUCUCACUGACCCACGACUUCACGACUUGGUGGUGCCCUUGGUGUGGCGCAGGAAGGAUCACGGCGGCGGUGGUUGAUUGGUGGCAUAUUGGAGAUCUGGACAGUGGUGGUUGUUGAGUGGGGCUACUAUAACUUUUUGUGUAAUUUUCAGAUUGGAGAGUUAUUUUUACAAGAAUGGACAGAAGGCUCUUUGAGGCUGCUUGGACAGGAAAUGUUGAAUUCUUGCACAAAUUGAUGGAAGAUGAUCCGUGUUUGCUCAAUGCUGUCGCGUUAGCUGGUGGAGAAACUCCGGUACAUAUUGCUUGUUUGGCUGGCCAUUUUAGUUUUGUACAAGAGGUCAUGAAAUUGAGGCAAGAAUUUGGUAGAGAACUGAACCAAGAUGGUCUUAGCCUUCUGCAUAUUGCGUCGGCUUGUGGGCAUGUAGAGAUUGUGAAGGAGCUUGUGAAGAUGGACAAUACUAUCUGCAUACUCGAAGGAAGAGAAAGAAGAAUUCCGCUUCACUAUGCUGCAAUCAAAGGCAGAGUUGUUGUCAUGAGGGAAUUGCUUUCAGCUAAUGGAGAUUCCAUUGCAGGCGUGACAGCGCGAGGAGAGACUGCUCUGCACCUGGCGGUGAAGAACAACCAAUUCGAAGCCUUGAGAGUGUUGGUGGAACAUCUCAGGCUAUUCAAGAAGGAGGGUGUCUUGAAUAUGAAGGAUUGCCUAGGCAACACCAUCUUGCACCUAGCAGUCUCAUCAAAACAAUACGAGGUGGUUGAGUUGGUGCUUGGCGAACAUGUUGUGACUGGGGGGGUAGUGGAGGUGAAUCCAUCGAACGAGGGGGGUCUAACGCCUCUUGAUGUUCUAGUAUUAUUUCAAAGUGAAGCUGGUGAUAGAGAAAUCGAAGUGAUCCUUAGGCGAGCUGGAGCAAUGACAGCCAAAGACCUUCACUCAUUGCAUGAUCAGGCAGCAUUCAACCGAAAUCAGGAUGCUGCAGCUAAUCACAAUCCAUCAAACGAUCAGUCAAGAACAGUGCAGCAUCGAUCACUCUCUACACAAUUGCAAGAAUUCUUCAAGUACGAUGACAUCAAAGAGUCACCUAGCAAAGUACGGAACACACUGCUCGUGAUAGCUAUACUUAUCGCGACAGCAACUUAUCAAGCUGUGCUUAGUCCUCCGGGUGGUGUUUGGCAGGAUGACUCUGCAGGCUCUGGUAACAGCAAGCCACACACUGCUGGGCGGGCAGUGAUGGGCGCGAAGAAUUGGAUCUCGUAUGGCUUGUUCUUGCUGUUCAACUCGAUUGGGUUUUUCACAUCCCUUCACAUGAUCAAUUUUCUCACCAUGGGAUUCCCUUUGAGAUUGGAAUUGCAGGUGUCGAUCUUCGCGCUGAUAGUGACUUAUGAUACUUGCAUGACUGCAAUUGCACCAAAUAGCCGAAUAAGUGUGUUCUUCACUGUGAUUUCUGUAGUUAUUCCACUUUUAGUACCAUUUGUGACCACUGUGGUGAGAAACCAUUCAAGGAGGCUACCAAAUGCAUUAACCUGCGUCAACCAAGCUACUGUUUGAAGUAUAUAUUUGUUGGUCAGUUGGAAAUAUGUAACAACCGUUUAUGUUCAAAAGAUGUAAUUUGAAUCUUUUAGUUAUUCAUUUGGAUUUCA
Cornus florida is the source of this 1712-nucleotide messenger RNA. RefSeq names its product ankyrin repeat-containing protein BDA1-like. Lineage: Eukaryota; Viridiplantae; Streptophyta; Magnoliopsida; Cornales; Cornaceae. Bases 253 to 1620 code for a protein of 455 amino acids. Gene Ontology annotation, molecular function: protein binding. The transcript has 3 exons. The record is from RefSeq and is a predicted model, not a curated record.